Molecule: messenger RNA, 1113 nt
Organism: Quercus robur (English oak)
Lineage: Eukaryota; Viridiplantae; Streptophyta; Magnoliopsida; Fagales; Fagaceae
Exons: 4
Coding region: 1-1113 (370 amino acids)
Source: RefSeq, a predicted model, not a curated record
AUGGGGACGAUACACGUCAUCCUCGCCGCUCCAGGGAAGACUGGCUCUUUUCCCUCUAGGGUGCUGUCUGUGGCUCAGCUCCCCACCGAGGAUGGUGAGAAGGAGCCCAAAAGAUCUAAAAAGGGAAACUCACCUGUGUUGGGGUUCUCGAACGAGGAUAAGAUGGGAACUAUCCAACCUCAUGAUGAUGCUUUGGUAGUUACAUUGAGGAUUGGAGGGUUCGAUGUGAAGAGAAUACUGGUGGACCCGGGCAGUGUUGUGGAAGUGAUGUACCUUGACCUAUACAGGGGGCUGAACCUAAAGCCUGAGGACUUAACGGCUUAUGACUCUCCUCUUAUAAGUUUCGAAGGGAAGACUGUCAUACUGAAAGGGCAGAUCAGAUUGCCCAUACAGACCGGAUCAGAGGUGGUGGAGGUGGAUUUUAUCAUGGUCGACGCCUACUCAUCCUACACGGCCAUAGUAGCCAGACCUUGGCUCCACGCCCUAGGAGCCGUUUCUUCUACACUUCACCAGAAGCAAUCAACCAUCUCAGCAGCACAAGUCGGUGAAUUAGCCGAGGAGAUAAAAUGUGAAAGUUUAGAAAAGGUUGCCGUUGACAAUAAUCCAAAAAGAUUUUUCCAAGUUGGCUCGGAAUUACCUCUCCAAGAAAAAGGGGAACUGAUCGGGUUUCUGAGAAGGAAUGUUGAUGUAUUUGCAUGGGACGCCUACGAUGCCCCGGGGGUUGACCAUAAUCUCAUUUGUCACUACCUAAACGUUAACCCAUCUUCUAUUCCAAAGAAGCAGCCACCCCGGUGCCCGUCAAAAGAGCAUGCCGACGUUGUUAGGGAUGAAGUGAUGAAACUGAAAAAAGUAAGGGCUAUCAAAGAUGUCUUUUACCCCGAGUGGUUGGCAAAUACAGUGGUGGGUUAUCAUCAAAUACCAUUGGCUCUAGAAGAUCAGGAGAAAACAGCGUUCAUGACACCCGUCGGAAACUACUACUAUAAGCGACCAGUAUACUAUGUAAGUAAAUCGUUGCAUGAAGCUGAAGUGCGCUACUUACCACUGGAAAAGGCAAUUCUUGCAGUAGAACUUCUCCACUACUUUCAAGCACCCACAUUAAAAGGGCCCUUUUAA